AUGACACAGAGGAGGACAGAGGACACAGAGGAGGACCAGAGGACACAGAGGAGGACAGAAGAGGACCAGAGGAGGACACAGAGGAGGACACAGAGGAGGACCAGAGGACACAGAGGAGGACAGAAGAGGACCAGAGGACACAGAGGAGGACCCGAGGAGGGCACAGAGGAGGACCAGAGGACACAGAGGAGGACCCGAGGAGGACACAGAGGAGGACAGAGGAGGACACAGAGGACAGAGGAGGACACAGAGGAGGACCAGAGGACACAGAGGAGGACCCAAGGAGGACAGAGGAGGACACAGAGGAGGACAGAGGACACAGAGGAGGACACAGAGGAGGGCACAGGAGGACACACGUCAAACGUUUUACUCUUUCAAAGUUUCUGA
Knipowitschia caucasica is the source of this 387-nucleotide messenger RNA. NCBI's taxonomy places the organism in Eukaryota, Metazoa, Chordata, Actinopteri, Gobiiformes, Gobiidae. The record is from the annotation of a GenBank genome assembly.